AGUCUACUGCAGCAAACCUCGAGCAGACCUCAGCACAUCCUAUUGGUCCUGACUACAGCAGGCUAAGGAGUGGAUCGAGGCAGAGGGCAGGAUGUCGGAGCUGAGCGAUGAAGCCAGCGAGUCGGAGCUGCUGAGCCGCAGCCUCUCCAUGUGGCACGGGGCCGGCCAGAUGAUCUGCCGGGAGGARCUGGACGUUCCCUUGGACUUGCACACGGCCGCCUCCGUCGGCCAAUAUGAAGUGGUGCAGGAGUGUAUUCAAUGUGGAGAUCUGGAUUUAAAUAAGAGGAAUUGUGGUGGCUGGACUCCACUGAUGUAUGCCUCCUACAUUGGUCAUGACACCAUCGUUCAUCUGCUGCUGGAAGCAGGAGUGAAUGUGAACAUCCCAACACCAGAAGGACAGACACCGCUCAUGCUGGCCUCCAGCUGUGGAAAUGAAAGUGUUGCAUAUUUCCUUCUCCAGCAAGGCGCAGAGCUGGAGAUGAAGGAUAUUCAUGGCUGGACAGCCUUAUUUCACUGUACCAGUGCUGGACAUCAGCAGAUGGUGAAAUUCUUACUGGACAAUGGUGCAAAUGCCAACUGCAAGGAGCCUCUGUAUGGAUAUACUCCUCUGAUGGAAGCAGCUGCUUCUGGCCAUGAGAUAAUUGCUCAGUACCUUCUCAAUCAUGGUGUAAGGGCUGAUGUGAGAGAUAACACUGGAGCUACAGCACGGACACUGGCCAUGAAGUAUGGACAUAUGAAGAUCGUGGGGUUAAUAGACUUACAUACUGCUCCCGUGCCCAAGGUCUUCUGCAGGGGUCCAGGAAAAUAUGAAGAUUUGAGCUCUUCAGAUGAGUCAUGUUCUGCCCCUCAGAGACAGAGACCUGUUCGUAGGAGCAAGGGUCCCAGCAUUCAUGAAGGGCCACAGGCUUUGGCUAAGAUAACAGCGGUUGGAAUUGGGGGAAAGAAGCAGUCCCGCUAUGAGCAGGUCUCUCUUCAGGGCUAUGUUACUUUCAAUGAUGAUGGCAGCUGCGGAGCAGAUGAUAUCCGGAAUCGGGAUGUUACCUCUCCGAUCAAUGAGCAGGAUGUGGAGAGCAGCAGCAGCAGGGAGGGGAAUGUUUUCUGCACCAACAACUUGACAGCCAUCAGGAGCAGCAGCAGCAGCAGCGAAUGUCUGCCCAAAGCCCUGGGGGUCAGCAGUGAAGGCUCGCUGGAGAGCAAUGAGGACUCUGACCAUGCCAAUAGUCCUCCUAGUUGGAAACAGGCCAAAAGCUUUAAGAACAAGAACCGCUACAGCAACAGUGAUAGCCAGUGGACACACUGCCCUGGGAAACCUGGGAGCUCUAGUCAGCAUCUCGUCCUUCCUGAGCCCCCUGUCUACACAGGACCCCAGGACCUGGCAACGUUCCUUGAGCAGAUUGGGUGCCUGAAGUAUCUGCAGGUGUUCGAGGAGCAAGAUGUUGACCUUCGAAUCUUCCUGACCCUCACAGAGAGCGAUCUGAAGGAAAUAGGCAUCACCUUGUUUGGACCCAAGAGGAAGAUGACCUCUGCCAUUGCCCGCUGGCACAGCAACGCUCGGCCGCCCAGCGAUGCCCUGGAGCUGGCCUACGCGGACCGGCUGGAGGCCGAGAUGCAGGAACUGGCCAUUCAACUGCACAAGAGGUGUGAAGAGGUGGAGGUGAUGAAGGGCCAGGUGUGCCAGGAGCAGAAGCUGCGAGCRGUGGCCGAGAGCUGUUUGAUGGAGCGAGAUGAGACCUUGAAUGAUGUCCAGUGCCAUCUCAGAGAGGCUCAAGCUAUCACCAAGAAUGCCGGGGUCCUACUGGAUCAAAUCAAGUGCUGCCAGGCAGAGCUGUCCUCCCGACUGACCCAGGAGCAGGCACUUGGAGUGCUAGACACAAAGGGGCAGCUGGGCACCAGUGAGAGCAGGCGACGUGGUGUGAAGGAAUGGCCGCCUUCCUUGAAGUCUCUGAGCUUGCCUGAGCUCUCAGCUGUCCUAGAGGACUGUGUGGGAGAAAUGGGAAAAGCUCUGCAGACUGUGACUCAAAACUUGCAAAGGCUUCAAGCCCCAGGAAAGAGCGGGCAGAGCUGGCUGGAGCCAUAACAAAACAGGACGGAAUACUGACGUCGGGUGACUGUUCCACCCGGAAGCUAAGUGUGCCUGGGAGAAGGAGCGCGAGGGCUGCGCUGGCAGAACCGCAGCGCGGCCGCGAGCGCUGCCGCGGCUUGCAGAGAAGUGGAAGAAGGUCUCGGCCAUUGGAGAACGAGUCUGGGAGAACAAGGGACAGCAGAGACGAGCACUAGACAGCUCUAUGGGUCUCAGUGUUGCCUGGGUUCACAGGACCGUGUUGUUCRUAUCAAAAGGUUAAGUUAAGAGAAGAAACACUGACUUAGAGAAGUUUAUCUACCUGUAAGCUUCCUGCAGCCUUCCACACUAAGGGCUGUGUGGUGUUAGAAAACUCACUGCAGCUGUGGGUCACCUUUCUGUGCUUCCUGUCCUUCCAAAGAYACUGCUGCAGCCCCUGCUGUGACACAUCAAUUGGUAGUUGUGCAGAAACUGACUGCAACGUUUGCCUUAAGCAAUUAGGAGGACAGGCUUUUGGAGAGGGGCAGAGGAGAGAGAGAGUGUCUGUCAGCUCACUGAGCUGCAGUUGUUGUAGCCCUGCUYGAGCUGGCAUGUCUUCCCUUUUUGCCAUCCCACAUCUGGCCUUCAAAACUUCUCUCUUAUCAGCCCACUCUGCUUCAGUCUGGGUUCUUACCCCAUUCAGGAGUGAGUUUGUGAUUAUGCUCUUCAGCCCCAAAGGGCUUUUUCUUUUAAAUGCCUAAACUUACAGAUCCUGGUAGUCAAAUUUCAGUGCUAGGCUUCCCAGCACUGAGCAGUUGCAAGAAACAUGUCCCUGGAAGGAUAUGAGAGAAAAGRAAAAACUGGAGACUGCACAGUCUCCUGUGCCUCUGGCAGCUAGCAGAGUGCCAAAGCAGAUGGAAGGAAGGAUAGASGUCUCUUCCCUGUGGAAGAUGGGUUAAAAAAAGGAAAAAAAGAAAUCAUGUCCCAGAUCUAGCUGCAGUGCAAAGCUCCAGUCCUCAGCUACUGCUUUCCCUUCAAUUCCGAGCUAGGGUGUUUGGAAACAGAUCUGCCAAGGCAUUCUUGCACCAGCAGUUCAAGUGUUCUCAGUGCAGGAGAGGCUGACUCCCAGAGAGACACACCAUCUCUUGGAGGUGUAAGCAGCCCUAUGGGCACCACUGACAGCUGGGUCUCUGGGACUAAGUGUGGUUUUUAGGAAAAAGGCCAGCUUUUUCUUCCCAGGGCGGGGUGACUUCUGAUAUGUUUGGUGUUGAUCCCAUAGCAGCACCCCCAAAUACAUAUGCUGCCAGGGGCUGCUGGAGCUUGCAGCAGCCAGCAAGGAGCAGAGGAGUGACCAGAGAGGGACCAGCUCCUGUCCAGGGCCUGCUGCUUGCCCCUGUGUUUGUAAGUGGCACAGCUGGACAGGYGAUUUGGGUAGGUGUGUUUAUUAUUUAUUACUAUCAUGAAACUGUUUUAUCACUUACCUUCUUGUUGUAUAAACUGAAAUCUAUUCAUAAAGAGUAGAACUGUGUUAUAUAUUGAGUCAGAGGCUCUGGAUUUGUUUUUGAUACCUUUGUAACUGGGACUGUGUGUGCUUAUGGGACAAGGUGAAUAUUGGUGUUCCUGCAUACACUGCUGCCAUUAGCUCC
Messenger RNA from Nothoprocta perdicaria, 3684 nucleotides. It is a transcript of the gene ANKS3, whose product is annotated as ankyrin repeat and sterile alpha motif domain containing 3. Lineage: Eukaryota; Metazoa; Chordata; Aves; Tinamiformes; Tinamidae. Gene Ontology annotation, molecular function: protein binding. The transcript is spliced from 17 exons. The record is from RefSeq and is a predicted model, not a curated record. Bases 92 to 2077 code for a protein of 661 amino acids. Gene Ontology annotation, cellular component: cilium.